AUAGGGACUCAGCACUAUUUCCGCCCUCCACACACACUAGGCGCAAAUAACAAGGUUAUUGUGUUUCGGGUGUAUUUCAAUCUUGCGUUGACUGUUUUCUAGUCAAGAUGGCGUCGGCGCCGUUCCGCGUUGUUUGCCUGGCUGUUCUCAUGGCCUCUAUCCGACACUGCGCCACCUCUGAGAUAAGUGACACUUUGAUAAAGACGGAUUUCUCGAUCACAAUCCCCAAAGAGGGACUUCAGGCGAACGUUGAGAAAAUCUUUCACCUCGGGCCAUCUCAGACUCUAGGUGUGUUCGACUUCUCCAACAGUGCGAGUUACUUGCCGGCAAGCCCCGCCACCGAGACCGGAAAAAGGUCGUCGGAUCAGGUCGGCAGCAGUGCUUUUGCGUUUGAGAACGGUAAGUGCAACUUCGACAGAGUCAUCGGGUACAACCAACUCUUCCCCGGAUACGAGACACCCCUGCGGGUUCGUGCUUCCUCUUCAGCGAACUCGGACGGGGUCGAUUCGACACAGGUGACGACGUACAUGUUUACGAAUCCUCCAGAAGAGAAGUUGUAUGGAAGGGUUAGUUUUUGUGUUCGCUUCAAAACAGUUAGACCGCCUACAGGCUCGGAGGGAAGUUCGACGUCAACCACGAAGCCGACCACUGUAGCGCCUCAACUGGAAACUGAAGAGCCGGCGGAACAACAUGAGGCGGAGGGCGAGAGCACAGACCCGGUGACGCCUGGUAGCACACCUACACCACCCUCUGCCGAGCCCGAGCAAGAGGGGAACCAAGCGGAUGGAGGCGCCGACACCCACCGCCCAGGAAACGGCGGGACCGGCCAAGAGUCUCCAGACGGCGAAGAUCAUGAGAACCCUGCCGCCGGCAAACCCCAACCUGAAGUUGAAUCACAACACAAACAGCAGAAUGAUGUUGUCGAAGACCUGCAGAAUGCGGACAACAGCUCCCAAACGUCGCCCUCUGGCGGUAGCAGUUCAGGUAAUCCACACGGCAAUGUCGAGAUUCCAGGCACACCUGGAUCCGGAGUCGUGAGAGGAGAAGCUUCAGAGCAACACGAUCAUGGAGAUUCCAGAUUGCAAACAGACAAAGAGACUCUGGGAAACGACAAGGGAUCGCUCGAGGCCGAGGAACCUUCCGCAGCUGUGUCACCAGUUCCCACUGAGGCUGAUGUUCAUCAUGGUGAUAACGUACACUCGCGAAGGCUGGCAGAACAAGACGAGACAGAAGACACCGUCUAUUUAACGGUUGUACUGCACUCUGCUGCUCGGUCCUUCACCACUGUCACGGCUUUACUCUUGGCUGCUUUGUCUGUCAUGGCAACUGCCCUGCUGGAUGCCUUUUAGGUGGGGGGAUCUGCAGUGUCGGGUCGGUGUGCGCGGCUCCUGACGGACAGAAAACACACGUGAAACAACGGAGACAGGUUUCGAAACGGACGAAGGGAAUGG
Molecule: messenger RNA, 1451 nt
Organism: Toxoplasma gondii ME49
Lineage: Eukaryota; Apicomplexa; Conoidasida; Eucoccidiorida; Sarcocystidae
Product: Toxoplasma gondii family A protein
Exons: 1
Coding region: 108-1349 (413 amino acids)
Source: RefSeq, a predicted model, not a curated record